GACCGCGUACGAGCCACACGCCCACGCGACCACCUUACCCACUCCCAAAAUGUCCCCGCCGAGGCGCCUCGCCGUGCUCUGCUCCCACCUCCGCCCCGACGGCGCGGAGCCUCCAGCCGAGAAUGAGCGGCCGGCCGGGCAGAAAACGGUGAUAUCCACCUCUCCGUGCGGAGACGACGGCCGCGGCGCGGCGGCCGGUCGCGUGGGGGAUCGGGAGGCGGAGAGCUGCGUCUUCUGCCGGAUCAUACGCGACGAGGCGCCGGCGUUCAAGCUCUACGAAGAUGAUGUAUGCGUUUGCAUAUUGGAUUCUCACCCAUUGGCUCUUGGGCAUUCGUUGAUAAUUCCAAAAUGCCAUUUUUCAUCUAUGGAGGUCACUCCACCUCAUGUCAUAGCAGCAAUGUGUUCCAAAGUACCUUUUCUGAGCAAUGCAAUUAUGAAGGCUACUGACUGCGAUGCAUUCAACUUGGUCGUCAAUAAUGGAGAAGCUGCAGGACAAGUUAUUUUCCAUACCCACUUCCACAUAAUUCCUCGUAGAUCUGGUGACAAGUUGUGGCCUACAGAGAGCUUUAGGAGGAGCUCUAUUGAGCCAAAUGAAACCUCGAGUCUUAUUAGCUGCAUCAAGAAGCAACUUGAUUCUUCAGAAGACUGAAGCUCAUUACCGCAUAAGGUCCAAUAGAAAGCUGCUUCAGUUGUCCAGUCAAGUACAUAAUCUGCCUCGGUUGCAUAGCUGAAGUAAUCCAUGAGUUUAACAAAUUCGAAAAACACUGGCACUGUAACUACUGUAUAAUAUCUGCCUCGAUGCCCAGCUCUUAUUGUCAACUGAGGGGACGAACUAUGUACGGAGCCACCUUCGUAUAGAUGAUUAUAUCUUAUGGAAAAAAUCUAAUGAAACUAAUUUGGUGUUGUAGAUGUUAA
Triticum dicoccoides is the source of this 915-nucleotide messenger RNA. Its product is annotated as adenylylsulfatase HINT3-like. The record is from RefSeq and is a predicted model, not a curated record. Gene Ontology annotation, molecular function: adenylylsulfatase activity. Gene Ontology annotation, biological process: sulfur compound metabolic process; purine ribonucleotide metabolic process. Bases 50 to 649 code for a protein of 199 amino acids. The transcript is spliced from 7 exons. Lineage: Eukaryota; Viridiplantae; Streptophyta; Magnoliopsida; Poales; Poaceae.